Molecule: messenger RNA, 1917 nt
Organism: Passer montanus (Eurasian tree sparrow)
Lineage: Eukaryota; Metazoa; Chordata; Aves; Passeriformes; Passeridae
Product: zinc finger protein 835-like
Exons: 3
Biological process (GO): regulation of transcription by RNA polymerase II
Molecular function (GO): RNA polymerase II cis-regulatory region sequence-specific DNA binding; DNA-binding transcription factor activity
Source: RefSeq, a predicted model, not a curated record
UGCUCGCAGUGUGGGAAGAGCUUCAAGUGCAGAUCCUAUCUGGUUGAGCACGUCAGAAUCCACACAGGAGAGAGGCCCUACGAGUGCGACAAAUGCAAGAAGAGGUUCCAGACCAGCUCCGCUCUCCUCGUGCACCGGCGCACUCACACCGGGGAGAAGCCCUUCCUCUGCCCCGACUGCGGGAAGGGGUUCAGUCAGAAGUCCAACCUCAUCACCCACCGGCGCAUCCACACCGGCGAGAAGCCCUACGAGUGCGGGCAGUGCGGGAAGAGCUUCAGGACCAACUGCCAGCUGGUUGCCCACCAGCGGAUGCACACGGACGAGCGGCCCUACGAGUGCGGGCAGUGCGGCAAGAGCUUCAGGACAAACGGCCAGCUGGUUCUCCACCGGUGGAUCCACACGGGAGAGCGGCCCUACAAGUGCGGGCAGUGCGGGAUGAGCUUCGCCCUGCGCUCCCGGCUGAUUUUACACCAGAGGAGCCACCCGGGGCAUUGGUGGGGGUCCGAGGGGGAGAGACCCUCGUCCCCAUCCCCUGUCCCCGCUCCCCGUCUCCUCUCACCGGACGCCGCCGCCAUCGCUCCGCUCCACCCCGGCCCUCACGUGACGGGGAAAACACCGCGCUGCCGCCGCCCACCAAUCGCAGCCCGCGCUCGCUGCCUGAUUUGCAUAGCCACGCCCGCUGGGCUGGCCCCGCCCCAGUACUGGUUCGCUCCCAGUUCGCUCCCAGCGCUCCCAGUAAGAGCGGCCCCUGCGGGGAGAGCGCUCCCAGUAAGAGCGGCCCCGGCGGGGAGAGCGCUCCCAGCGCCCGCCCGCUGCUGCCGGCAUCGCUGCCGGGGCCGCUCGGGAACCCGCCCGGGGCAGAGCGCGGCUGCUUUUGGGGGUCGGCACCGCCCGGACCGGGCUGGGAGCGGCGGCAGCGAGAGGGGGACUCGGGAGGAGGAGGAGGAGAGGAAGGGGAAAGGGAGGGACGAAGGAAGAGAAACAGGAGCAGGGGAAGAGGAAGAGGAGGGCCAGAGGAAGAGGAGGAGCAGCCCCGAGCCCACGCGGUUGCCUCGCUGCGGCCGCGGCUCGCCCGCAUCCGCCGGCAUCGCCCCCCCGGCAGCCGCAGAGCAGGAGCCGAGCAUGGAGAGCAGGGAGGACAAAUCCCCGCGGCAGAACCCGGCGGCAGAGGCCGUGGGGAGCGGCUGCACGGCGCGGGAAGGCGGCGGGGAGGAAAAGCCCCGGAGAUGCCUCAGCAGGAGGGGCUGCAAAGGCAGAGCGCGGGGAGGCGAGGGGGAAAGAGCCGGGCCGGGCCGGGGAGGCGGCCGGAGCUCGGAGCUGGGGGUCCCUGAGCAGCCCCAGGAUGGGGAGAAGCCCCACACGUGCUCGCAGUGUGGGAAGAGCUUCAAGUGCAGAUCCUAUCUGGUUGAGCACGUCAGAAUCCACACAGGAGAGAGGCCCUACGAGUGCGACAAAUGCAAGAAGAGGUUCCAGACCAGCUCCGCUCUCCUCGUGCACCGGCGCACUCACACCGGGGAGAAGCCCUUCCUCUGCCCCGACUGCGGGAAGGGGUUCAGUCAGAAGUCCAACCUCAUCACCCACCGGCGCAUCCACACCGGGGAGAAGCCCUACGAGUGCGGGCAGUGCGGGAAGAGCUUCAGGACCAACUGCCAGCUGGUUGCCCACCAGCGGAUGCACACGGACGAGCGGCCCUACGAGUGCGGGCAGUGCGGCAAGAGCUUCAGGACAAACGGCCAGCUGGUUCUCCACCGGUGGAUCCACACGGGAGAGCGGCCCUACAAGUGCGGGCAGUGCGGGAUGAGCUUCGCCCUGCGCUCCCGGCUGAUUUUACACCAGAGGAGCCACCCGGGGCAUUGGUGGGGGUCCGAGGGGGAGAGACCCUCGCUGGGCCCCCCCCACCCCAAGAGGAGGGGGUGA